Saccostrea echinata is the source of this 3523-nucleotide messenger RNA. Its product is annotated as zinc finger protein 615-like. Gene Ontology annotation, biological process: regulation of transcription by RNA polymerase II. The coding region runs from base 216 to 2273 and encodes 685 amino acids. NCBI's taxonomy places the organism in Eukaryota, Metazoa, Mollusca, Bivalvia, Ostreida, Ostreidae. The transcript has 5 exons. The record is from RefSeq and is a predicted model, not a curated record. Gene Ontology annotation, cellular component: nucleus. Gene Ontology annotation, molecular function: RNA polymerase II cis-regulatory region sequence-specific DNA binding; protein binding; DNA-binding transcription factor activity, RNA polymerase II-specific.
CGCAAAUGGGAUAUCCUCCUCACAACGUAGCGAAGCAUUUCCGCUGAAUUUCCCUCCCGCUGUACAGGUGGGUGUCGGACCGUAUGUUUACUUUCCCACCAGUCAUGGAGCGAUGACAUGAGACAACAUCAUAAGUACAGAAUGAGUGAGGAAGGAGAGAUAUUUCUGACACCGAGGUAUAAAUUGUGAGAAGAUAAUCCAACAUAUCAGCCAACAUGGAGAAGACAAUGCAUUACACCUCUGUAAACCACGCACAUCAGGCCAUUGAACAAAUUAACCAGCUAAGAAACCGAAGAGAACUGUGUGACAUCAUCCUCAGGUGCAAUGAAACCAGAAUAUUCGCCCAUAAGUUGGUGCUCUCCGUCAAUUCCCCAUACUUUAAAGGCCUUAUGAAUACUAGAUACUACAUGGAACCAGGGCUUUAUGAACAUCCAUUGAAAGGAAUUGAGGGGGAGGCAGUACAAACAAUCGUUGAUUUCUUCUACACAGCCACCGUAUCAGUUAACGAGGAAACUGUGUGGACACUGUUACCGGCAGCUGCUAAGUUGCAUGUUGCUGAGAUUCAGAGCUUGUGCAGCAACUUUCUGCUUUCAGUAUUAGACAUUGAGAAUUGUUUAAAAAUUCAUCAGAUUGCCACGGAAUGCCUUGCCUCUAACCUUCUAAAGGAGAGCACAGACUUUAUCAAAGAGAAUUUUGAAAAGAUACUGGAGGAGGACUGUUUCCUGGACUUGGAGUUUUGGGAGGCAAUGCCCCAUUUAAAGCGUUUGGGGGACACAGGACUCUCUAAUGACCAAGUUCUUCAUGCCAUUAAGUGCUGGUUUAUUGCUGCCAUUGAUGAACGACAAAUCUAUGGAUCCCAAAUCAUCAAGAAGUUUCCAAACCUUGCACCGAAGCUUGAGGACUUUAUUCCGUAUGAGUUGCUGGAGAAUGGAGGGGAAAUUCAGGAAAAUGGUGUGGGAUCAAAUAAAAAUUCUGAAAAAACAGCAAGUGACAACAGCAAUUCUCCACAGGAAAACAGAUCCCAGGGGGCUAACCCUACAACCACAGGAAUGAAUGGCAAGGAGGAGAACUACAUGUGCUUUGAGUGUGCUGAAGAAUUUGACACAAAAGCAGAAAUGGAAGACCAUGCCAAGAGCCAUAAGGUCUACAUAAAAAAGGAAAACAUAUCCCCCACCCCAAACUCUACCCUCAAAUCUAAUGGACAGUCCAACAAAAGUGAGAGCCCUAAUUCUUUAUCUUACAGCCCUACCCCUACAAAAUUCUCAACCCCACCUCCAAGAUCCUUCAGUCCAUAUGAAGAUUAUAUAAAGAUGAAUGCCAACAAGUCCUUGGACUUUAGCAGUAGUUUAACCAGUUAUCUUAACAACACUGAUGAUUCAGGUGGAUCAUAUUUUGACCAGUACAUGAGGGCCCGAGGAUUGGACAGUCCAAGUUUUGGUCAGAGAUACACCCGAUCUCCCACCCCUAAUCGUGUCCAGCAACCCACCAAUCCUCUCCUCAUCACCGUGACCAGUGGGACAAUCGACGGGAGUGACAUGAAGUUCAUCUGUCCUGUGUGUGGAAAAAGUUACCUGGAUAAAGACUCUCUCAGCAGACAUUAUGAAACACAUUCUCACUUUCCCUGCAAUGUCUGUGGAAAAACCUACAGCACAAAAUCAAACUUGCACACUCACAUGAAGAAACACUCUGAUGACAAGACCUACUCGUGUAACACUUGUGAUAAAACUUUCACCAGUCCGUCUGUUCUAAAAACACACCUCCGUACACACACUGGAGAAAAGCCUUUUAUUUGCCCCACAUGUGGAGUGGCGUUUGCUAAAAAUAUCCACCUGAAACGCCAUUUGUCCAUCCACACUGGCAUUAAACCACAUGAAUGUAAAGUGUGCAACAAGAGAUUCAGUCGCUCAGAUCACCUGAAACGUCAUGUCCAGAGCAUUCAUACCCAGGACAGACCACACAUCUGUUCCCUCUGUGGAAAGGACUUUGUCCGCAAAUACGAACUUAACAAGCACAUGAAGCAGUCUCACUGGGGGUUCACCGUUGGGGACGAAGACCAGGAAAUGGACUCUUCUAUGAGUGAGCCCAUGGAUAUAGGGUCACUGUCCAGCAUGCAUGCUGCCAUGGCUAAAGGAUUUGUUCCAUUUAGAGAAUCAAAAGCAGACAUGUCUGUAGAGGAAGAAAAUUCAAAUUCUCCAAAUCAAAAAGGUCUGACUUCACCUUCUGAUGGCAUACCAGUCACAGUCAAAGAGGAACCUAUAUCUCCAACCAAGUGAGAGAACCAGACUAAGUGAGAGAACCAGACUUAGUGAGAGAAAUAGACUUUGAGAGAGAACCAGAAUUGUUCAACGUUUCAUUACAAGAGUUUUUGUAUUUUUCUAAAGACCUCGUUGAAUGUCACUCUAUUUUCUUUGUUGUUAAUAUUUUGUCAGAAUUAAGACACAUUCCUGUAUACUGCCUUGAGUUCAGACAAGGAGUCUGUGAUUUUCUUAUAUAUAUUGCCUAGUCUUUGUAGAGGGAGGUAACUCAUUAUUGUACUAGAAGUUUAAGCCUUAAUAUUUGGACAUGAAAUAAUUUUCUUAUAUGUUACAGAUUAUGUUGAUAGAAUCUCAAAGAUAUAAUUUAUUUUCUUGUUAUGAUUUAGAAAUUAUUCUAUUUACACAUAGUAGUAUUUCUGUUUUUCCCCAAGUAGUCUUGUACAGAAAAUGUUACACAGUAUCAAUGGCAACCUAGCCUAAUGAAACUAUAAAAGUGACUAUUCAGAGAAGUAAUCAGCAUAGGUUUUUUUUUCAUUUCAAAGUUUUGUAGUGCAGUAUCUAAACCCUUUUUUUAAUUUCAUGUUUCUUUCUGUUCUUAUUAAACUUUGACAGUGCAUGGAAAAUCCAUAGCAGCUAUUAAUGAAAUAAAAAUUUGAGUUAAUCCCUAAGUUGUAUUCAAUUUGAAACACAUUUAACCGGUUUAGUAUUCAGACCUAAUUAAUUCUUAUCUUUAAUGCUCAUAUAUAAGAAUAUAGUCCUAUUUUUGACUUUUCAUGUAAUAGAUCUGGAUAUCAGUGUUGUAUCCCCCUUGUAUUAUUGCCGUUACCAUUGUGAGUUAGAACCACGUGGGCUUUCAUUGGGAACUAGAAGGGACCAUGACAUUUGUGUAAGUGACUGUUAAAAAAAUGCUCAAUUUUAUCACAGAGUUCUAUUUGUUUUUGUUAAGUGCUUCUUAUGUUUAUUUUUCAUAUUUUGUGACAUGAUUAUUCAUAUUUAAUCUGGUCUUUGCAGUACUGUGCGUGAUUGUGUAUUUAUUAUUAUUGUGUAUGGCAAAAACAGAUUAUUAUAUUUUUUUGUUUUGUGUCUUUCAUCUGGAACAUUCAGAACUUGUUGAAAGUGGAUUUCAAAUAUUUUUGUUGAGAUUAUAUUUGCCUUUAAUUAUAGACUGUACAUUCCAGAACUUAAUUAUUGUUCAGUUAUUAUAAAAUGUAUAUUUAUGGACUAUUUGCUUAAUUCAGAAUUAAAUUAAUGUCAUUGACACAUUAAAU